AUGCCAAAAGCAAGCAAGUUAGCGUUCUACGCGGUUGCUAAAGGCAAGCAGACAGGCGUGUAUUUAACGUGGGAUGAAUGUGAAGCACAGACGAUCGGGUUUGCGGGAGCGCGGUACAAGAAGUUCAACAACGCGGCGGAUGCGGAGGCCUAUGUCGCGCAGUUCGUGCCUGGGUUGACUGCAAACAUCAACGCAUCAUCGACGUCAGCAGCAGCGUCUGCUGCGCCUGCGCUCUCUGUGACCAACGAUGGGAGAUGGAAAGGGGCGGCGGAGACGCUCGAUGACGAAAGUGGCUGGGACGUCGUGUACUCAGACGGUGCGUGCAAGGGUAACGGCAAAUUGGUGUCUAUUGCAGGCAUAGGGGUUUGGUGGGGGCGAAGCGAUUCACGGAACUUGGCGGAGCGUUGUCCAGGUGUGCAGACCAACAACCGCGCAGAGCUCAUCGCCAUCGUCCGUGUGCUCGAGACGGCCCCCAAAACGAAACGACCCCUACUCAUCAAAACUGACUCGCAAUAUAGCAUCAACUGUUUCCAGUCAUGGAUGCCUAAGUGGCUCCAAAAGGGUUUCGUCUCAUCCAAGGGCGAACCCAUUAAGAACGAGGCGCUGAUCCGGUACCUCUCCGCGCUGCUUGACGAGCGCGCCCGCGGAGGCCAGCGGGUAUCGUUUCAAUACGUGCGUGGGCACGUAGGUGAAGAGGGCAAUGAGGGUGCGGACUACCUCGCAAACGUCGGUGCGACCCACCCAGAGCUGCCUGAGCGCGAUUGGGAAGAGCUGAGGCAGCGCAUCGAAGAGGCGCGCGAUGCAUCUUCGACGCCGGUGACGCUAAAGAUCACACAGAAGGGCGUGGAGAUGAGCCCUGCAGAGGACAAGGCCAUGUCUGCGGGAAAGUCCAAGUUCACGCCGCAGGGCGUCGGUGUCUCAGGACCAAAAAUCAAGACAGCAUCGCAAACAAAAUCGUCACCAGUCGCACCGACGUCUGCGCUGGAGACGGCGACGCGCUCAUCAACCGUGUCAGAGACCGUUAUGUUUGACGAGGAGCUGCAGGAAUAUGCGGAUUGCCUGUUAAGCCCAGAGGAACUGGAAGAAGAGUUCCUAUGGGGCGAUGACUAGUCAUAUCCUCCCCUGAUCGCUCGUCGUGUAUGCUCUCGUUUUGUAUCUGUAGCUCUCAAUCUGGACAUUGUACAGCAUGUAAACCCACUACCUACUCGCAUGUCGCCAUGUAUGGCACAUCACAUAAUCUCUCACUUCAACGUAGAUAGUGUCGUUCUU
Molecule: messenger RNA, 1269 nt
Organism: Postia placenta MAD-698-R-SB12
Lineage: Eukaryota; Fungi; Basidiomycota; Agaricomycetes; Polyporales; Adustoporiaceae
Exons: 6
Coding region: 1-1110 (369 amino acids)
Biological process (GO): DNA replication, removal of RNA primer
Molecular function (GO): nucleic acid binding; RNA-DNA hybrid ribonuclease activity
Source: RefSeq, a predicted model, not a curated record